Molecule: messenger RNA, 477 nt
Organism: Diaporthe batatas
Lineage: Eukaryota; Fungi; Ascomycota; Sordariomycetes; Diaporthales; Diaporthaceae
Exons: 3
Coding region: 1-477 (158 amino acids)
Source: RefSeq, a predicted model, not a curated record
AUGCUUUUCACGGCCUUUGCUUUCUUCGCCGCUCUCGUCGGUGGUGCAUAUGCUGCUCCUGCUUCCGGUCGGACUGCCAUCUCAGCACCCCAAGGACAUGGCCAAAUCAUCGUCAGUCAGACCCAGCUCCGUGUGACGGGAUGCCUCAAUGCCUCUGGUCUUUGGAACGUGGCAGGCGACUGUGCGACCUUCACUGGCGAUGAAGAGGGCGGUAUUUCCGGCCCGGAGGGAUAUCUGCUCCUCACUGAAGAUGGUAUCACCACCUCGACAAGCUCUGAUACGACCUGGCUGGGCUAUUACUUUGAUGGAAACUCAUCUGCCAAAUACAUUUCUGCCGAUAAGACAAGGGUGAAUGAUGCUUCUGGACAGAUCCUGCUACACGCGGACCAUGUGCCCUCUGAGGCUGAGACGGUGCCAGUACACGCAUCUGCCGCAGACAACGACGUUGCCGUGUACCUCUCAUGGAUCGCGCAAUGA